Messenger RNA from Elgaria multicarinata webbii, 852 nucleotides. It is a transcript of the gene PTGES, whose product is annotated as prostaglandin E synthase. The transcript has 4 exons. Gene Ontology annotation, molecular function: prostaglandin-E synthase activity. Gene Ontology annotation, cellular component: membrane. Gene Ontology annotation, biological process: prostaglandin biosynthetic process. The record is from RefSeq and is a predicted model, not a curated record. Bases 150 to 584 code for a protein of 144 amino acids. Lineage: Eukaryota; Metazoa; Chordata; Lepidosauria; Squamata; Anguidae.
UCGGUGAGGCUGUUUUGAGAUACGCUCCUGUCUGCCGUCCCAGCAAAAUUCAAGUCUUCUCCUCGAAUCGAGUGAUUAUAUCACUUACAAGCUUCAGGCCUCUGAAGGCAGCAGGGAAACUAACUGUCUCUCCUCUGCCGCUCGCAAAAAUGAUGGAGAAUGAAGCCUUUGCCUCUUUUGUAUUCUUCGGCACCCUUCUGGUCAUAAAAAUGUACGUCCUGGCCAUCAUCACGGGACAAGUGAGGCUGCGGAAGAAGGCAUUUGCCAAUCCUGAAGAUGCUAUGAGACACGGAGGCGUGCAGUUUUAUAGAGAAGACCCUGACGUAGAACGUUGCCUCAGGGCUCAUCGUAACGAUAUGGAGAACAUCUACCCAUUCCUCUUCCUUGGGGCGAUCUACUCCCUCACGGAGCCCAACUUGACUGUUGCACGGAUCCACUUCCUGGUCUUCUUCUUUGGCCGGAUUGUCCACACGGUGGCCUACCUCCUGAUGCUGAGAGCCCCUACGCGAUCUGUGGCCUAUGUCGUGGCCCAGGUUCCCUGCUUCUCCAUGGCCCUACAGGUCAUCUUCAAGCUUGCUUUCUAGAGGCGUUGGUUUGAUAACCCGGCGGUGAUGUGGCGGUCAUGGAAAUUGGAAAGUGACAAGACAAUGGCUUCGUACCAUCUCCGUGGGACAAACUCCCUGUUUUUUCUUACUGUGGCGUUGGUGCCUUUUGAUUUCUUCCUCUUCCUCUGCCUGGAUGGAACCCUAAGCGUGCUGAACUUGACAACGUUUACUUGGAGGCCUUCUCUCCUGGGGACAUCUCCCUGGGGCAGGAUGAUCGAUGAUACAGAAGUGCAGGUCCAUCAAUCCC